AUGAGGGAUGCUGUAUUUCUGCUGGUGUUGCUGUUCUGUCUGUCCGGGACAUGGGCUCAGGGAGAGAGUGGAGGGGGCAGAGAGAGUUUGAUCGAUAGCCAACGGACUGAAGCUACAAUGACGAUCCACGAACAGACGAGCGGCCAGCCCACUGCUGAUAUCUGGGGUGAGCUGAGAGACAUGGUGGUGGAGCUGAGGACCAUGGAGACCAGACUGAGUGCCAGUGAGAAGGAGGUGGAGGACCUGAAGAUGGAGAAUGCAGGUAAAGGACUAUUAUCCAUGAUUUUAGAAGUUCAUUUUCAUUAUGCUAUUGGUUCGGUGGAUGAUCAAUAGCUUUUGAUAACUGUUUUGAUUCCAUAAUUCCAGCCAUGAAUGCCAGAUGUUUCUCAACGUAACAUGUAAUAUGUAAUAUGCAACAUGUAAUAUGUAACAUGUAACGUAAUAUGUAACGUGUAACAUGUAAUAUGUAACAUGUAACAUGUAAUAUGUAAUAUGUAACAUGCAAAAUGUAACAUGGAAAAGGUGAUGAAGACUUAUUUAUCCUUAUUUUCAACUCAAUCUUUGUGAUUGACUGUUAAGUUAGCCUAACCAUAGGCAGUUUAUUUAUGCUUAUUUACCAUUUUGAUGAUUUUAAUGUUUAUUUUCAUGUCAUUUUAGCCCUGGAGGCCAGAGUGAAAGCCAGUGAGAGUGGCAACACGGGUAAUUAAAAGGUGUUGAUAUACAACUAUUAUUAUUUUAAAGGUAAGUUUACUAAUGUGUCCUUUCCUGUUAUCACAGCCUUGGAGGCCAGACUGAGUGUCAGUGAGAGAGAGAUGGAGGAGCUGAAGAGAGGAAAUGCAGGUAAAACCAAUACAGAAAAAGAGUGUAGUCUUCCAGUCAAAAAUGUUGCACCUGCACUUGAUUGUAAUCUAAAGGGGUUUGUUUUGUGGCUGUUGGUGAACGUUUUUUGUUUAGCUUCUUGGCCAAAUAAUGAUGGCUUUCAUGGGUUAAAAGGUAGCUUAGUGGUUAAGAGCGUUGUGCCAGUAACCGAAAGAUCGCUGGUUCUAAUCCCCGAGCCGACUAGGUGAAAAAUCUGUCGAUGUGCCCUUGAGCAAGGCACUUAACCCUAAUUGCUCCUGUAAGUCGCUCUGGAUAAGAGCGUCUGCUAAAUAACUAAAAAUAAAUAAUUAAUAUUAUUUAUUCCUCUAUCAAUAAUCAGUGCAUUCCCUUCUCUGUGUUCACAGGCAGACUUAUUCAAACCAAGUAGGACCCUUCAAUACCAUCACCACACUGGUCUACAGUAGAGUCAUCACCAACAUCGGCAUGGCCUACAACCCAACUACAGGUAUUAACCACACAAAUCAACACACACUGAAUCCAACUACAGUUCAGCUUAACUACCAGUGUCUAUGAUAAAUACACAGCGCUGAUCUCUCCCUGUGUUCUCCUCUGAUGCAUAUAUCUACACAGCACCAGUAAGAGGAGUCUACUACAUCAGAUUCACUGCAAUGAGUCACCGUGUUUCGGUGUAUAUCUUUACCACAAUGACAAUUACAAAUACAAUACCAGUGGACAGUUGAGGUGCUUGUCUAAUGCAUUGAUUAGAGCUGGAGGAGGGGUAUGUGAUUUACAUGCGCCUCCCCUCAGGCUGGUUGCUCAUUGAUAAUUCUAAUAACCACAACACCUUCAGUAGCUUUCUGCUCUUCCCUAUGUGA
Messenger RNA from Coregonus sp. 'balchen', 1694 nucleotides. NCBI's taxonomy places the organism in Eukaryota, Metazoa, Chordata, Actinopteri, Salmoniformes, Salmonidae. The record is from the annotation of a GenBank genome assembly.